This is a messenger RNA of Heterobilharzia americana, 579 nucleotides long. The record is from the annotation of a GenBank genome assembly. Lineage: Eukaryota; Metazoa; Platyhelminthes; Trematoda; Strigeidida; Schistosomatidae.
AUGUCUAUAGUUAAGAACUGGUGGAUGAAAAAUGAUGGCACAACUGGGAAAAAGCAUUCAUCUAAAGACAUACAACCUAUUGGAGCAUUUUUACAGCAGAAAUUUUCUCGUGGAGUUGAUUAUAACUUGAAAAUUGUGAUACGUGGUGAUCGUAGUGUUGGUAAAUCAACGUUACUUUCUCGCUUAAAAGGUGAACAAUUUAAAGAAGAAUAUAUCCCAUCCAAUGAAAUUCAGUUAGCCAAUAUUCACUGGGAUCAUAAAAACUCUCAAAGUGUAAUUAAAGUAGAAGUUUGGGAUGUUGUUGACAAGGGGAAACCUAGAAAUACACCAAAAGGUUUAAAAGUUUUCAGAAAAUUAACGAACAAUCCACCUGAUGUAACUAUCGCCGGAGAGACUUUUUGUAUCCAUAUAAAAAUGAUUCUGUGUACCGAGAAAGCUUUUACAGUAAGUUCUCUAUACGGAUUUUUCCUCAGUUUAUUACGAAGAAUUUGUAAAACGUGUGCUUUCUUACAUUGUAUAUGGAAAAAUUUCACUUCAACAUCCGAGAAAGGAAUUUUUAUCUAUUCUAUUGUUAUUUGA